AUGCCAGCAUGCGUUUACCAGCCAGCCCAGCCCCUCAGGGCGCACCAGCUGUCGAAGCACCAGCACCAGCAACACCAGCAGAAGGCAGCAGUACUAGCAAACCAGCAGAAGCACAAGCAGAAGCAGACGCAGACGCACCAGCAGACGCACCACCACCACCAGCAGAAGCAGAAGCAAAAGGAGAAGCAGGCGCACCAGCAGCACCAGCACCAGCACCAGCAGAAGCACCAGCACCAGCAGAAGCAAAAGGAGAAGCAGACGCACCAGCAGCACCAGCACCAGCACCAGCAGAAGCACCAGCACCAGCAGAAGCAAAAGGAGAAGCAGACGCAGACGCACCAGCAGACGCACCACCACCAGCAGAAGCAGAAGCAAAAGGAGAAGCAGACGCACCAGCAGCACCAGCACCAGCACCAGCAGAAGCACCAGCACCAGCACCAGCAGAAGCAAAAGGAGAAGCAGACGCAGACGCACCAGCACCAGCAGGGUCCCCCACCAGCACCAGCAGGAGGCAACGGUAAAAUCCGCCAUGCUGACAAUCCUUUGCAGAUUGAGACGAAUGGGACUGCUCGGGACAAUGCUACCAAUGGCUGCUGUGCUGACUUUGAGCUCAGCCCGCUCUGCGAGCUCGUGCCGCAGCUGGCGGACGAGGUGACCUGCGGGGUCCCGGCCGAAGCGGAUGUCAUGGCCCUUGAAGCGGUGGCUGUGGCCAUCAAUCAGCUCAUUCCCGACGCCAGCUGUCCCUGUGUGGACCUCCAGGGCCAGUGCACCGAGGUUGAGCUCAUGACGUACAUUCAAGACUGCUUCGGCUCUGUCGAAACCGAUCAGAAGCGCUAUCUCAAGGACUGGCAUUGGGUGCUGGAUGCCGCUGAACAGCUCGGCAACACACCCGACUGCGAGGCAGAGCCUCUUUAUGCGCCCCCGGCUUGGCUGACGGUUGACUGGCUCAACCUCUACUGUGACUAUCGUCGCCGAUACGGUGAUGGUCGCAGCAGCGACGACUACCGCUUUCUCUAUCUCGGUGCAGCUGGCACGCGCACACCGCUGCAUGCUGAUGUUAUGGGCUCCUUCAGCUGGUCCUACAACGUGCUCGGUCGCAAGCGUUGGAUCAUGAUCCCGCCUCGGUACACCGAUGACCUGCGUGACCAGCGAGGCCAGUUGCCCUCGCAACUUGCCGUUUUGCAGGAGCCUGAUGCUGAGGCACGCUUCCCGCGCAGUGCUGACGCACGCGCCAUGCUGAUCACACAGGGACCAGGGGAGCUGCUGUUUGUUCCCUCGGGCUGGUAUCACGAGGUCUUGAACGAGCAAGCCACGCUGUCCAUUAACCACAACUGGAUCAAUCGACACAACCCGUCAUGGCGACUGCCCCCCAUCUCGACUUGCCGAGUCUUGCGCUCAAUCUGCAAUGGCAAGCACCAGAGCUGGCUCCCCCCAUUGCAAACGCUUAUGUGGGCCAUGGAGCUUUAUCAGCGCGUGAGGCCACAUUGGAUGCUGAAAUGUGCCGAGUUCAACUUGUGCGACUGGUGCGUCUUUGGCCCCUGGCGACCCCUGUUGAGCGCCCGGUAUCCUCUUCUUCCCCACUGGAAACGGUGGCCCCCAAUUGUGCACUGCGGUCCUUGA
Monosiga brevicollis MX1 is the source of this 1620-nucleotide messenger RNA. RefSeq lists its product as uncharacterized. Gene Ontology annotation, biological process: protein hydroxylation; positive regulation of translational termination; negative regulation of gene expression. The transcript has 6 exons. The record is from RefSeq and is a predicted model, not a curated record. Bases 1 to 1620 code for a protein of 539 amino acids. Gene Ontology annotation, cellular component: cytoplasm; nucleus. Gene Ontology annotation, molecular function: histone H4R3 demethylase activity; sequence-specific DNA binding. NCBI's taxonomy places the organism in Eukaryota, Choanoflagellata, Craspedida, Salpingoecidae.